Schistocerca americana (American grasshopper) is the source of this 878-nucleotide messenger RNA. RefSeq lists its product as uncharacterized. The record is from RefSeq and is a predicted model, not a curated record. Bases 1 to 447 code for a protein of 148 amino acids. The transcript is spliced from 4 exons. Lineage: Eukaryota; Metazoa; Arthropoda; Insecta; Orthoptera; Acrididae.
AUGCAGCGCCGCAAACACAGCAGCCAAACGCUGGGCUUCACUGCUCUCUUGGUCCUUACGACCAUACAGGUGAUUGGUGUCGAUUCCUUGCCUUCAGGUGUAAGUGCACUAGCAAAUGUCGGAGCUGGUACUCUUCUAAGGAACAGGAGGAGUCCCAGAAGUGUCGAAGAACACGUGAUUAUCAACAAGCAGCCACCAAAGCAGCUCACGAUCGUCGGCAAGGGAAGCCCAAACACAAACACACAUGACAAAGACGAAAAAAGCUACGUUCUUCGUACCGUGGUUGGUAGCGCGUUAGGGUCAUCCAACGAUCAAAAGGCGGCUCUGAGGAAAGCCAUAUUAGACAUUAUCAAAAAGGAGGACGCUGCUCGAGAUCAAGGCAGCGCAACUCUGACUCAUAUGCGCAAGUCGACGCGGGUAAAGAGCAAAAGCGUUAUUACUGUCUGAUAAGUACUGGAUUCCACUACUAUGAGAAGCUGACUGUGGUUCAAGAUUAAACUUAAAUAUCAGUUGUGGAUCCAGCUGCUCCAUCCACGCUUCUGAGUCGUUCUUCAUACACCAGUGACGCUCGCAGGAGAGCCGCAACCAUCCUGCCGGCCAGUAUCCUGCUAAACUACGUGACCAGCAGAAGUGUCAGUGCUGGUGUCGAUUUCUGCACUCCCCUUAAAUCCUAUGUAAGAUACCACGCGGUGGAUGUGAUAAUCUAAAGUACCGCAUAAAACUGCCAGUUUUGCUACUCUCUUUCAGAAACUGUUUGGAAGUAGUAAAGUGCAGGAGCCUAUCACUCCAUUAUCUUUUGUGCUCUGCACCACCUUUACUAGCAGCAUAGACUGCUAUUUUAUGGGACACUCGUAUCACGAAUCCACUUCCUAUAUCUC